UCUUAGCGGAAGCUCGUGCUUGUUUGUCUUCCGGUUUGCGUGAGGCAUGGCGAACUUGGACCAUGCCGAAGACGACCAGAACCACGUGAAAAUGCCCGGUGAGCUGCCCGCUGCUGGCUCGUCAGUCAAGCCGAAUCACGGGCCCCGUUCGCCGGCUGUACCUCCGAGCGCCGUCCCCUCGUUCGCCGCCGCCUCGGAGCUGCUGUCCGCUCCGUACUCCUGCCUGGUGCUGAACACGCACCGCAGACACGUCGCGCUGCCGCCCGUCUACCUGAAGAGGAAGAGGACGGGGAUUCAGGAGGAGCUGGACGCCGAGCUGCUCAAGUUUUCCCCGAGUCUGCAUGGAGUUCCUUUAGCAUAUGACGACAUCCGGAUCACGACCCAACAUGGAGACAUUUACGACGACAGCGGCUACAUCCACAUGGACAUCGAGGCCAACUUCAUUGUGUUCCAGCCCAAAACUGGACAGAAACUCUUGGGAAAGGUGAAUAAACUUGGAGUGAGUCACGUGGGCUGCCUCGUACACGGCUGCUUCAACGCCAGCAUCCCCAAACCAGGUCUUGUCUCUGUGGAAGCCUGGAGGGACGGCGGGCCGAGGAUCGGGACGGAGCUGGAGUUCAAGGUGACGACGCUGGAUGCCGACGCCGCGGGGGUGCUGCUGAUCAGGGGACAGCUGGACAGAACCAGGGUGCAGGAGCUGAUGGCUAUGAGCGAGAACUCGGAGUCGAGCGUUCCUGCUGGUCAGGAAGAGCUGCAGGAAGCAGAGCCGGCCCCAGAACCACAGGAAGCAGAGCCGGCCCCAGAACCACAGGAAGCAGAGCCGGCCCCAGAACCACAGGAAGCAGAGCCGGCCCCAGAACCACAGGAAGCAGAGCCGGAGCCGACCCACGACAGCACGCCCAAGAAGAAGAAGAAGAAGAAAAAGGAGAAGGAAAGAAUCAAAGAGGAGGAGACAGAGGAACAGAUAACAAAGACGCCACCCAGUCUGAACGGAUCCACGGAGCAAACAAACAGUUCGGACCCUCCAGAGAAGAAGAAGAAAAAGAAAAAGGAGAAACGCGUGAAAGAAGAGGAGGAGCAGAUGGAGGUUUCGGCCAUGGAGAACCACCGUGGCUUCGGUGACAAACCGAGCAAGAAAAGGAAGCUUGAAAGUGGGACAGAUGCACCAUCAUGGGGCGAGGUAACCCCGAAAAAAUCCAAGAAGAAAAAGAGGGACGUUUAGUGGUAAAUUGCAGACUUUAAGACAAACUCAAUUUUAAAAUGUUUAAAUUAAGUCCUGCAGAAAAAAAAGAUCAAUGGUGUCUCUUCUCAGUGGAUUGUAGUUCCACUACGUUGCCUGAUGGUGGAGCAAAACCACCACAGAUGAACACUGUGGCAGGCAACAAUGGGGUGGAAACUUCUCAGUUCUGACAUGAAUUCAACUCAUUUUCCUCAUGUGCCUUUCUAAGAUUUCUUCCUUACAGACAGACUGCUAUGACAAAAGCUCCAAUGAAAAUGUGUGCUUUUUUUAAAAGAUCAUGCUUAAAAUCAAUGCAGCACAGUCACAGGGAAGCCAGUGACUGUGCUUUACAGUGUGUUUUUAUCUUGAGAGAGAACUGAAGAAAUUUAAAAUAAAUAUGAUUCUCAUA
Molecule: messenger RNA, 1628 nt
Organism: Poeciliopsis prolifica (blackstripe livebearer)
Lineage: Eukaryota; Metazoa; Chordata; Actinopteri; Cyprinodontiformes; Poeciliidae
Gene: polr1f
Product: RNA polymerase I subunit F
Exons: 4
Coding region: 47-1222 (391 amino acids)
Biological process (GO): DNA-templated transcription; DNA-templated transcription initiation
Cellular component (GO): RNA polymerase I complex
Source: RefSeq, a predicted model, not a curated record